This is a messenger RNA of Haliotis rubra (blacklip abalone), 1878 nucleotides long. RefSeq lists its product as uncharacterized. The transcript has 10 exons. The record is from RefSeq and is a predicted model, not a curated record. NCBI's taxonomy places the organism in Eukaryota, Metazoa, Mollusca, Gastropoda, Lepetellida, Haliotidae. The coding region runs from base 1 to 1878 and encodes 625 amino acids.
AUGCCUCCAGGCCCAGGGAUCGAGCUGAGCUCGGCGAUCCUACCCCCGGACUCUCGGCCCCCCGUUCAGAGUGAACCAAUACUGAAUACCCUUGGGGUCGAGGUGACUGUGGAGGGCUUACCCCCGGUAACCAGCUCGCUGUGUCGUGAAACUGAGAUUGGAAAUCUGGAACAAGAGAUCACCAUUGACUGCCAGGGAGGAAGUGCCAAGCCCAUGGGUAACACCAUCAUCAUCAAAAUAGGUGGGGAAUGGUCAGAAGGAACACCAAGGCUAUGUGACUUACAGGUGCAUGGCCGGGAGAUCUUGGCAUCAGCAGAGCGGUGUGGACAUCCGCCGACCCUUUACGGACUUCGCGUGGAUUCCGUGGACUUUUCUUCGGCCUCCAGUACGGCUGUGUAUGCAUGUGACCUGGAAUUCUAUCACCAGUCGGGGUCGGGUCAAGUAAACUGCAAUGAGAAUGGCACAUGGUCUUUUCCCGCAACCACCUGCUCCAACGAAGAUAAUAUACUCAUCGACAAAGGCGAGCUGUAUGUAGACCGGGACCCCCCUACCUGCCCGGAUGAUUCAGUAAUCUUUGAGUUUCUCAACACAAGCACCUAUGAGUUGAGCAGCGUUACAAUCUCCUUCAACAAUUCCGAGACAUCAAAUUUCAAAGUCGAGGUCGCGGUUAUUGACAUCAUGCAGAACUCGAGCAGAGAGUGUGCAGUUUAUGAAAGCUCUUCAACGUCAGCCGCCCCUACUCCUAGUCCGCUUACUCUCUACUGUGAAAAACGACCCCUGGGGCAGUUCCUUCAUCUUCAGUUCAACAACUCUAUCCCCGGGUCCCUGGAGGUACGCGCCACUGGACGUCGAUACACGGGAGCUCUGGAAUGCAUGCUGACGAAGGAAGGGUGGGACUACAAGGGCAGGGUCAACAUGACGGUGUCGGGAUUAGCCUGCCGGCGGUGGGACAGUGUGUCAUCCGCCACGGCCAUCCCCGAGGAAAAGUUCAGUGCAGGUGCACCGGAGAAUUACUGCCGCUCCCCAGAAGGCUCCGAAUCUGUGACGGGCACAGUUGUCCGCCCUUGGUGCUACACGACCGACAGCAAUGUCAAGUGGGAAUACUGCCCGGUCGGACUUUGCAGCGGCGGAUGUGUGGAAGACUCUUCAGACAUACAGUAUACGGGGAUGAUUGACGUCACAGCGUCCGGCAAGAGUUGUCGGUCUUGGAAGUUGGAUGCAGUGCCGUUCCAGAUGCCGACGACGUUCCCCGACCGUGGACGUGAUCACAAUCACUGUCGCAACCCUGGCGAGUCCAUGACGAAACCCUGGUGCUAUACAAGAGUCCACCCUCUUGAAGCUGAAGUCUGUAUGAUCAGCAAAUGCCCCACCUCGCCGCCAGCCGUGACGACGGGGGAGGUGUUCUUCAAUCGGCCCAACAACGUCGUUGCAAACAUCGUCGAGUGUUUCUUCUGGAAUACGGAAGCCACACAACCUUGGGUCGUGCAAAGAUGGACUCAAGACAUUGGCGUCGAUUCCAUUUUCACACACCUCUGUAACGACAACCGGUCAGUGACGUUCUGGUGUAGUGAAAACAAGCUGACAUCAAUCAAUUGGACGUACGGUAACAUGGCAUGUGAUACAACAACGACCGUCACAUCAACCUCCAGUACAACAUCUUCAGCACUCAUAACUGACAUAUCGACAGGUGAUACCACACAGUCUACCACAAACACGGCAACAACGGCAACAACCACAGAUACAACGACCGGUACAUCAACCUCCAGUACAACACCUUCAGCACUCAUAACUGACAUAUCGACAGUCUAUGACAUAUCGACAGGUGAUACCACACAGUCUACCACAAACACGUACGACACCUUCAGCACUCAUAACUGA